UGGUUCAUCUCUAUGCCAAAUUUUUUUUUUUGAUAUUUAAAUGGAAUCAAAUUCUUGAAAGAAGAAGCAUAAUAGUCGAUUAUAUCAACGAAUAACUAUCAAAAUGGCUACCCAAUUCGAUGCUGACAAUGCUGAAAACUUAGAAGAUAUGGAAAAGCAAUUUGCUGUCAAGGCAGUCAUGCAAGCUGAAACCUAUUGGGGAUUAUUAGAAAAGAUUCCUGGUUCAAGAUUAAAGUUAACUAAGCAUGAUGAUGAAAUUUUUGAACAAUUUUUAACUGAUUUUCCAGAAUUUAAAGAACCAAAGAAUGUGGCUAUAAUAUCUGAAGCUGAAAUGAAGAGUGUAACUGGUAAAGCCAGAUGGAGAGCCUUUUGUGAUAAAUUUCAAGAUAUUGAAGAUUAUAACUUUGGUACUUUAUUAAGAUCCAGUGCUUCUGAUUACUAUACUCAAGAAGGUACUAUCUUUGCUGUCAGAAUUCAAUUUUAUGCCAUUGAAAUCGCUAGAAAUAGAUAUGGUUUAAAUGAUUGGGCUAAACAAUAGAUACCUUGAUAGCUUUAAAUCAUAGAUCUGUUCAUUUUAUUUAGAUAAGCUCCAUAAUUUCAUAGACCUCACCCUUCUUCAAACAUUCACCUCUUGUAUAUUUAGUUCCAUUUAGAAAUAAACUGUUUAAUAGUAUAUUUAUUUAUUGGUCAAAAUAUGUGUUGCAAAUGUAGAAUUAACCUUAUUAAUAAGCUCUCUAUGUAGGUAAUUUUUUCAGUUAUUCUUUUCUAAAACAUACCCCUAUCAGUAACACGUACACACUCUACAUCUAUGUUGAUAUUCUGUUCAUUUC
This is a messenger RNA of Scheffersomyces coipomensis, 830 nucleotides long. RefSeq lists its product as uncharacterized. The record is from RefSeq and is a predicted model, not a curated record. Gene Ontology annotation, cellular component: cytoplasm. The coding region runs from base 104 to 538 and encodes 144 amino acids. The transcript has a single exon. Lineage: Eukaryota; Fungi; Ascomycota; Pichiomycetes; Serinales; Debaryomycetaceae.